AUGUUUGGUGCUUUUACCAAUGACAUCUCUGACCCUGCGAAGUUUGCGGAAUGGGAGCCAAAAAUCAAGGCCUACCGGGAAGCCGUUGCCGCUGGAGUUCUUGAUGAGUUUAAAGCUCCUGAGUCACUGAUCCCCGGAGACAUUGACACUAAGGGCUACAAUGCUACAGUGCUCACGGCGAAGUUCUUAACUGCUGAUGAACUCGCUAUCGUUGAUACGCCUGGAUACAAACUCGUUGAAAAAUUGGCCAAGGGAGAACUUACUGCCGUCGAAACUUUCAAAGCGUUUGCCAAAGCAGGUACUCUUGCGCAUCAAGCACUCAAUUGUGCCAUGGAAUUGUUUCCUGAAUACGGACUCAAACGAGCCGAGGAGUUGGAUGCUUACUACGCCAAAACCGGUAAGACCGUGGGUCCAUUGCACGGACUGCCCAUUUCGUUGAAAGAGCAUUACAAUUUCGCAGGCCAUGUGACACACGCAGCUUAUGUCUCAUUGCUGGACAAUGUCACUCCUGAACACGCCUAUAACACCAAGAUCCUGGAAGACGCUGGUGCCGUGUUCUAUAUCCGCACCUCGGAACCCCAGUGCCUCAUGCAUCUGUGUUCCGGUAACAACAUCACUGGAAGAACUCGUAACCCUUACCGUUCGACUCUUACAACUGGUGGUUCUUCUAGUGGUGAAGGUGCCAUUGCUGCCAUGAAGGGAAGUGUUUUUGGCAUCGGUUCCGAUAUCGGUGGGUCUAUCAGAUGUCCAGCAGCUUUCUGUGGAGUCUGGGGUUUGCGUCCUUCCCAGAAGCGUAUCACUCUGAAAAACGUGACUUCUUGUUACACGGAAGGUGUGCAAGAAGCUGUUUAUGUCGUCCUUGGUCCUCUUGCUAGAUGUGCCGAGGAUCUCGAUCUGUGCAUGAAGGUUGUUCUUGGUGCAAAGCCAUGGGAACAUGAUGCUCUCUUGGUUCCUCUUCCCUGGAGAGAUGUUCCCUUUCCAGCUGCCACCAGUCUAACUGUUGCAAUUGCUUAUGACGAUGGAGUGGUUGCUCCUCAUCCACCAAUUUUGCGUGGACUUAAGGAGGCUGCCGCAAAGCUGGCUGCUGCUGGUGUAAAGGUUGUCGAGUGGAAGCCAAUCAGAACCUAUGAGAACGUCUGUGCUGUUGCCUCCAUGUACAAUGCCGAUGGAAAUAGCGCUCAAAGAGAGCUUCUUGCCGCUGCUGGUGAACCACUUUUCCCCCUCACCGAAGUGUGCCUUUCGUUUGGGUGUGGUGAUGCUGGAGUCUCCGGAAAGGAAGCCCAGAGACUGGCUGGAAUUCGUGACUCCACUCGCCAGGAGUUCCUGGAUGCAAUGAACGCUCAGGGAAUUGACUAUUUGCUUACUCCAACGUACAAUGGGGUUGCUGCCAAGCCAGACGUCCUCAAGUACUGGGGUUACACAUCCCUGUACAACGUGCUUGAUUACCCAAGUGUGAUAUUCCCAACAGGUCUUUACGUUGACCCUGCACUGGACCCAGUUGACACCAAGUUUGUUCCACGCAGUGACAUUGAGAAGUAUGAACACGCUCUUUACGACGAUCCCAAGGAGUUUGAAGGGGCGCCAAUUGCCUUGCAGCUCAUUGGUAGACGCUAUAAGGAUGAGGAGGUUGUGAAGGCUUCCAAGGUUGUCGCUGAGAUCAUUCAGGCAUGA
Messenger RNA from Kuraishia capsulata CBS 1993, 1671 nucleotides. RefSeq lists its product as uncharacterized. Lineage: Eukaryota; Fungi; Ascomycota; Pichiomycetes; Pichiales; Pichiaceae. The record is from RefSeq and is a predicted model, not a curated record. The coding region runs from base 1 to 1671 and encodes 556 amino acids. The transcript has a single exon.